Messenger RNA from Venustampulla echinocandica, 2607 nucleotides. RefSeq lists its product as uncharacterized. The transcript has 4 exons. Bases 1 to 2607 code for a protein of 868 amino acids. The record is from RefSeq and is a predicted model, not a curated record. Lineage: Eukaryota; Fungi; Ascomycota; Leotiomycetes; Helotiales; Pleuroascaceae.
AUGGAUGUCUUGCAAGGCCUCACCACCGCUAGGCACAGCAACAAGGCCGAGUCUGUCUUGACCCAGCUGCUAGAUGGAACGACUGUUGACGAAGAUGGCUCGAUCCUCAUGGCGGUUUGGAAGGGCCUCGAUGCUGAUUACACUGCUGCUAAAGGUUACCGCUGGGCCAGCGCGAAGACUCAGCAACGACAAGAUCGCCACCUGGCAGAAUACCGCAAAUGGAUGACUCCCCUCCUAGCUCAAUCAAAUCCAGAGAUCCAAUUAGGCAAGGAGGUUGCGCCGGAAGCCAAUGACCGUUUUCUCUUUCCUUCGAGUGAUGAUAACAGGAUAUGCGAUCUCGUCUCAAAGUAUCUGAUCCUGGCUGCUGGUUCGCUCAGAUCUCGAAGUUCCGGAACUCGCCCUACAAUCAAGCCACUGAUUGGCCGUCGCUUCUCACUAUUGUUCUGGGUUAACCGCCUUUGCAACACACCUCCUCCCAGAUAUAUCUUGAUGAAUGGAACGAACGGGGCCAUGUACUAUGCGCUAGAGAAGUGGAAUCUACAAUCGUCUCGUCUUCCUAAGGUUUACUUCGGAAAGAAUGAGCUUGUUCAUCUUCUUGACUUUGAUAUGAGUACUACUACGGCUGUCGAGGUGGCUGAGGUACAUCAUCUUUCUUGGACGUUGGCUUGGGUUUGCGGUGUUCGCCCUUCAUCACUUGGAAGAGGAGAGCUGAACCCGGAGAGGUUCAUGAAAUUCAGAGACAUAUCAAUUACCCGUACAUACGAUUGCGAAGGCAAAUUCCAGGGCGGUUUUGUCUGCAAGACUACGUUUACCUAUGUCAAACAGAAGAAAACUCUCGACAAGAAUCAGAUCAAGUCUGCUGUUUUCCCGAUCUUCACUCCAAAUGACCCCCAAAACAUCCACCUUUCCCCCGUCUAUCGCCUCUUGGUGAUUCUACUUCGUCGUGGAUAUCUUGAGCAUUACACAUCUGUAGACGAGCUUCUUCGAGGAAAACACCACAGCAUUAAGAUCAAAGAAACGGCGCUAGACCUCCCUAUCUUCAUUAGAUCUACACCAGGUGGAAGGCAGCUUGACCUUGCUGGCAUAGCUGCGACAGCAAAGUCUUUCACAGAUUAUAUGGAAAAACGCACCCAUCAAACUGGAUAUCCUGAAGGCUCUACCAUGUAUGCUUGGAGGAGAGAAGCAGGUACAAAUAUCAGCCGCCACGCAACUAUUGAUAAGACUCGACAGUUCAUGUCGCACAAGCCCGGAUCGUCUACCUUUCAACUAUGGUAUGAGAAUGAAGUUUUUGACCUUGAUGUCUUUGCCAUCGCGUCGGGCGAGAAGCAAACCACCGGUAUCUUCAACGACACCAACUCUGCUGCGAUGCUUCGGGCUGAUAUAGUCAACCAGGCCCUGCAACGUAAAGCAGUAGUUGAUGCUUGGGUCGAGGAUCAGCCAUCCAUUCAAGAGCUUCGCCAAGACCCUUCCAUCGAUGGCAGGAGAAGAUUGAAAGUUGAGCUUCAACGUCUUCGGAGAUUGGGAUCGAGAGCCGUGAUUAAGCAGGCUCGACAGGAACAAGAAGCGAACCGAACGAUGGAAGACUUUACUGCUCGUGCUAGAGAAUUAAAGAAUCCUUCGAAGAUCUUCCUUCUUAUCAGCGAGCGUGCUAAGGAAGCCACCCAAACUGAUGCCCAAGGCUUCGAAAAUGAGGAGGAGAAUGAUGAAGAAGACGAGAUCAAUGAUGUUAACCGUUUUCGAGAUCUCGAAGAUGAUGUCAACGAUGUGGAAUAUGCACACCAAGAAACUAAGCUUAGGGGAUCCCCGGGAAAGGCCAAAGCUCUUGAGUCUUCCGACACCAUUGAGAUGGCAAGUGUCGGCGAGGGUGAAGAUGCUGAUACGCUAAUUCCGAUCAUUGGGCUGGUUCAGAGCUUCAUGGAAUACAUGUUGGAGAAGCGAUUGGCACCAAAUGAGCCACGCGCCUGCCAACUUUGUCAAGCCGACGUAUAUGUAACGCCUGAGCAUAAGGCUAAACUCUGGAAGAAUGCUGCCAUGCUUCAGCGCCAUGUUGACGGAACCUUUCACAAUGGCUAUUCUACCUGGAGCCGCAAAAUGUAUCACAUCCAUGUUGAUGGAGAGAUGUGGAGAUGUCCCUAUGGCUGCGAUAGACAGUACAAAACCAUGGAGGCUCUCACAAAGCACAUCAAGAAGCCAUGGACUGGGGAGAGGCGCAAUAUAACUACCCUUCAUGAUGAUAAAAAGCGUGAAGAUGGAUGGUAUCGCGAGGAUUGGGAAAGUAACGAUGUGCCACUUGAAAAACGCCAGGCACGCAAGAGGUACAGUGACUCCAGAUAUGAUGAAGAAACAGGACAUGUGCGAUUGCCCGAUCACGACUACCUCGAGCAAGGUGAAUACGAAGAAUUUGAACAGCCAACGCUACGAAUGCUAGGUAGUGGUGUGGUCGAGUAUGGAAGCAGAAGAGAGGAUUCCUUGGAAAGUCUUAAUGCUGAGCUCAACGCAGUGCUCCCGAAGGAGGAUCGCUCACUGAAGGACGAACUCGCCGCAAGAUGCGCGAUGCGGGAAGAGGCAAUGAAGAAUAUGAAGGAUGCUAAAGCUGCGAGAAUGUGA